AUGAACGAAGUCAAGCAGUUCUCCGCAGGCCACGACGACCUCAUCCACGACGUGGCAUACGACUUUUAUGGCAAGCGGCUGGCGACCUGUUCAUCAGACCAAAAAAUCAAAGUCUGGGAUUACGACGACGAAACAGGGGAAUGGCUGCCUAAUGAUAGCUGGAAGGGCCACGAUUCAAGCGUCCUCCGAAUAACGUGGGCACACCCCGAAUACGGGCAGGUAUUUGCAACGUGCUCGAUUGAUCGGACUAUCCGCGUAUGGGAGGAGCAAGAUCAGGAAGCCAAGAAUGGCGGACGGCGAUGGGCGGAGAAGGCGCGGUUGGCGGAUAGUAAAGGGACGGUGCAAGAUAUCAAGUUUGCGCCGACGCAUUUGGGGCUUAAAUUCGCGUCAUGUGGUGCGGAUGGGAUCGUACGCAUGUACGAGGCGAUGGAUGUCAUGCAGUUGGGACACUGGACGCUUAUGGAUGACAUAGAAGUCGUACCAGGCGCGAAAGACCCGGAAGGGCAGAUGUGCCUUUCUUGGUGUCCCUCUCGUUUCCAGCCGCAGAUGCUGGCCGUGGGGCACGGAUUCAUGCUCACUCACGCCUCUCCCACCACGACACAGAUCUAUCGCCUAGACCCACACAACAAAUGGCUCCCGCACGAAGUCCUCACCGGCCACACCGACGUCGUAACCGACGUCGCCUGGGCACCCAAUGUCGGACGCAGCUACCAACUGAUCGCAACGGCAUGCAAAGACAAAUGCGUACGCAUCUUUAAAUUGGUCGAGGAGGGCGGACGCGGGACGACAGGGGCCGCUGGGUUUGCGACGGGGUUUGCGACCAAGGCGGCGAGAAAGUUUCGGGUUUUGACUGUGGCGACUUUUAGUGAUCAUGCGGCUGAGGUGUGGCGUGUGGAAUGGAAUGUCACAGGGACAGUCCUCUCGUCCAGCGGGGACGAUGGGAAGGUUCGAUUAUGGAAAGCAUCCUUCCUUGACGAAUGGCGAUGCAUGAGCAUAAUCAGCGCCGAACAGAACACCAACGAUUUUGGGGAGAAUGCUAUGCGGUGA
Molecule: messenger RNA, 1047 nt
Organism: Fimicolochytrium jonesii
Lineage: Eukaryota; Fungi; Chytridiomycota; Chytridiomycetes; Spizellomycetales; Powellomycetaceae
Product: WD40-repeat-containing domain protein
Exons: 9
Coding region: 1-1047 (348 amino acids)
Biological process (GO): positive regulation of TORC1 signaling; cellular response to amino acid starvation
Cellular component (GO): Seh1-associated complex; nuclear pore outer ring
Molecular function (GO): protein binding; structural molecule activity
Source: RefSeq, a predicted model, not a curated record